This is a messenger RNA of Exophiala viscosa, 1173 nucleotides long. RefSeq lists its product as uncharacterized. Lineage: Eukaryota; Fungi; Ascomycota; Eurotiomycetes; Chaetothyriales; Herpotrichiellaceae. The record is from RefSeq and is a predicted model, not a curated record. The coding region runs from base 273 to 971 and encodes 232 amino acids. The transcript is spliced from 3 exons.
ACAGUGAAUUUGCCUAUCCACUCGACUCUUCUCUCUUGAAUCAAUGCUGCGCAACAACGAAAUCAUCGGGAUGACACUACCCUACAAGUCGUCUCCAUUGGUGGGCAUCAGAUACAGCUGGUAAGCUGCGAUCUGGAUUGCCCGAGCCUAGGUCGAUGGAACAAGAUUAUGCGCCAACUGUUGCUUUCAGCCUGGGAUCUCUUUUCACAUGCUCAUAAAUCCUUGUUGCUUUGUUGGACCCUUCACCGGUUUCCUCGCGAACGGGACAGACGAUGAAGUCGGUCUGCGGCAUAGAUGUCAAUGCUAAUCAAGGAAGCAGAUGCAGUGCAACCUGCGAUGAUACGGAAGAGAGAAAUCAUGGGGCAGCAGCGCUGGUACCACACGGCUUGCCUGGCCACAGCACAUGCCGCAAGGCUAGAUCCUUGCUGCAUCACCGCUGCCAUUGGAGUCACCUCAUGGCUACAUGGAUUGUCAUGUCAUGCCAGAGCUCACCAUACCACUCUUCAAGCCGAGACGUCUUCACCUCUUCCACUGACUCCUUGAGAGCGAUUCAAGACACCGGACAAAACGGAAUCUCGGACAGUGGCAUGGGACACUUGCAAGAAGAAGUACGUCCCACAGCGCUAAGCAACGUGUGCUCUUCGAGACAGCCAUCGCCUAGCAUACAUUCGCCUUCCUCGCCGUGUCUUAAUGGCAGACUCCAUGCUGCGCAUUGCAAGGCUGUUGGACUCAACGGUGCCGCUGCGCCGAAAGGUUGCUCUCCCUGUGUUGCGCGGGAUUGGGUGUCUUUGUCUGGAUUGUUGCCGAUGUUUGUCGUUGAAACAUGGUUUAAGGAGAGCAACGACUGUUUCUGGACGAUGCAGCACAUCUAUCGCAUCCUCAUGACCGUUCAUUGGGCCACUUACGGCAUUAUAGGGCGCUGGACCGGAACUUGGAGGCAUACAGAUAUACUACCACAAUCGGCUGUCUAGCCAAUUUUGAGACUCUGUACCUGGGUAGCCUACAACAAAAUUCAUGCUCGAAGACCUGCGUCAACUAUGCGGAUCAUGUCGCGAUCAAUGCCUUGAUCAAACGCCUUGCUGUAGAUGUUCAUUCGGCAUGUUGCUUGGUGGUGAAUUGGGAAAAUCGUCACUGGCUCGGAUGUCACCCAUUGUAGACUGGUGUGGAGCUGUC